AGGGAUCAUGUCACCCAUCUCCGCCCUACAACAACCAACAAGGUAACAGAAACGGAAUUGAAUUAGUGAAGAUAAGGAACCAGACUCAUAUUUCACUUCAACCCCAACCACAAUGCCGAUAAGAGCCAUGGUUUUUGACAGAAAGAGUAUUGCCUCAAUAGCUAAAAGUAAUAGCAAGAAGAUGUCGAGGCACAGAAAGGGAAAGAUGGAGCAUUCUGAAGAUUCUGCUGCUGUUGUUGCUGUCAAAAACAAGAUGACUGAUGAUUCGAGUUGGGCACAAUGUGAAGAUGAAGACUACAUUGUCUUCUGUUUCAGAGAAGAUGGAGCAUUUGAUGUUAUGAAGAAUCGGAAUUCAGAUGCUUCCAAUUACAUUGAUUUGGUUUCAGCAACUUCAAGACCAGUUAGUCGGAAGCUUAAUUAUGGUGAACAUGAUAAAGCAGUCAAGAGAUGCAAUAAUGAAAAGAGGAUAAAUGGAGGUACACCUGAUACUUACUACACAAAAGAUGGAGAUCACAUUAUAUCACCUCAAAAGGAUAAGGAGGGAGAAAAACUGGAGGAUACUUGCAUGGAUAAAGAAUCAGGUAUGGGUAAGAACAGAAUGGGAAAUCACAAAGAGGUGAUCAAUGGCGAUCCGAUCGUGGCAGUGCCGACUGAAUCAAGCGAUUCUAACCAUUCAGAUGUCAGCAAUGGCUCCUUCGCCUUUCCUGUGCUAGGAUUGGAGUGGAGUGGAAGUCCUGUGCAAAUGCCAAAAUCAGAAGGCUUGCAGCUUAGAAAGCACAAGGCACGGUGUGUAGGAUUCCAGUGUUGUAAAUUCUGAAACACAAACUCAAAUUAGGAUUUCAUUUAUACCUGU
Molecule: messenger RNA, 853 nt
Organism: Cucurbita maxima (winter squash)
Lineage: Eukaryota; Viridiplantae; Streptophyta; Magnoliopsida; Cucurbitales; Cucurbitaceae
Product: protein BREAKING OF ASYMMETRY IN THE STOMATAL LINEAGE
Exons: 5
Coding region: 113-817 (234 amino acids)
Biological process (GO): regulation of asymmetric cell division
Source: RefSeq, a predicted model, not a curated record